This is a messenger RNA of Chanos chanos (milkfish), 2326 nucleotides long. It is a transcript of the gene znf652, whose product is annotated as zinc finger protein 652. The transcript is spliced from 5 exons. The record is from RefSeq and is a predicted model, not a curated record. Gene Ontology annotation, cellular component: nucleus. Gene Ontology annotation, molecular function: RNA polymerase II cis-regulatory region sequence-specific DNA binding; DNA-binding transcription activator activity, RNA polymerase II-specific. Bases 165 to 2156 code for a protein of 663 amino acids. NCBI's taxonomy places the organism in Eukaryota, Metazoa, Chordata, Actinopteri, Gonorynchiformes, Chanidae. Gene Ontology annotation, biological process: regulation of transcription by RNA polymerase II.
AAUCCAGAGAGGGGAGGGAGAACGCACUCGAAACCUCGCCCCUCUCACAGGAAGCUCGUGUCACUGUCGAGGAAAAAACAAAAUAAAAGCCACCUCACCUUUCUCACUCUGUCUCACACACACACACACACAGAGCCAGAGACACAUCGUUUCCAGGCGUGCUGAUGAAGUCGUGCCAGACGCUGAGGGAAGACGUGUCAGGUGCAGACAGGGGGAUGUCGCAGGAGGAAGGCCAGAGGUCACAACCUUCUCAGACCUAUUACCAUGGCCCCUCUGGAGACGCCGACCUAUCAGCGAAGCCAUACAAAUGUGAGGGCGGGGCCAAGCCCUACUCUGUCCUGGUGGACAACAAGAUAGCCAGCAAGUUGGAGAUGCAGACGGGACCUCCUAACCCCGCCCCUCAGCAGCAGUGCUACAGAGAGGGAGGUGAUGGCGGGGGAGAGGGAGGCGCACGGAGCGGGAACGGGGGCACGUCGGAGGACUCCGAGGAGGCAGCAGAGGAGGAGGAGUUUAAAAGGGAGCAGAUCAUUGUGGAGGUCAAUCUGAACAAUCAAACCCUGAAUGUGUCCAAAGGCGACAAAAAUGCCGGCCCGAACGAGGAGAAGACCGGCAGCGAGGAAGAGGAAGAUGACGAGGAAGAGGAGGAGGGUGAGGAAGAGGAGGAGAGCGUCGAAGAAGAGCCCGAAGAGGACGAGGAAGACGACGAUGACGAUGAUGAAGAGGAGGAAGAAGAGGAGGAGAAUGACACCCGGAGGACGAGGGCGAAGAGAUCGCGAAGGGGCGGAGUCUGUGCCCAGCCUCAACGGAGGAGCCGCCGGGCUACCGCGGCAACCGCCAAAAUCGCCACGACAACGGGCAUGACGACCAGGGGGCGGAGAAAGGCCGCGGAGCCUCCGUCCGCCAAGCGCCGGGCGGUCCGCGACGUCAGAGGCUCCGCCUCCUCUUCUGCGGCCGCGGCGACGGGCACGGGAGGCGGGGCCAAGGGCGAAGCGGAGGAGAGGGAGACGCUGGCGUGUGAGAAAUGCCCACGCGUGUUCAACACCCGCUGGUACCUGGAGAAACACAUGAACGUCACACACAGACGGAUGCAGAUCUGCGAUAAGUGUGGCAAGAAGUUUGUGCUGGAGAGUGAACUGGCCCUGCACCAGCAAACCGACUGCGAGAAAAACAUCCAGUGUGUGUCCUGCAGUAAGUCCUUUAAGAAGCUCUGGUCUCUUCAUGAACACAUAAAGAUUGUCCACGGUUACGCUGAGAAAAAGUUUGCCUGUGAGAUCUGUGAGAAGAAGUUUUACACCAUGGCUCACGUCCGCAAACACAUGGUCGCUCACACUAAGGACAUGCCGUUUACAUGUGAGACGUGUGGGAAGUCGUUUAAACGCAGUAUGUCCUUAAAGGUGCACUCACUCCAGCACUCAGGAGAGAAACCCUUCCGCUGUGAGAACUGUGACGAGAGGUUCCAGUAUAAGUACCAGCUGCGCUCUCACAUGAGCAUCCACAUCGGACACAAACAGUUCAUGUGCCAGUGGUGUGGCAAAGACUUCAACAUGAAACAGUACUUUGACGAACACAUGAAAACACACACAGGUGAAAAGCCAUUUAUCUGCGAGAUCUGCGGGAAGAGUUUCACCAGUCGGCCGAACAUGAAGCGGCAUCGACGCACACACACCGGGGAGAAGCCGUAUCCCUGUGAGGUCUGCGGGCAGCGCUUCCGAUUCUCCAACAUGCUCAAGGCGCACCGCGAGAAGUGCUUCCGGGUCAACAGCCCCGUGACCCUACAGCCUCCUGCUACGAGUCUGCACCUCGCGAGCCACACCCCUUCCUCAUCAGGCCACACCCCCGUCCCGCCUCAAGCUGCCCAGGCUGUGCCCGCGGCGACGCCCGCGCCGGGCGGCAUGAUAGGCUCCGUGUCAGGCCCGGUUACGCAGAGGGGCGUGGUCGGGCACGCCUUCUCUCAUUUGCACAUGCAGACCACUCCCACCCAGCACCACCCGCAUCCUCACGCCCCCGUUCAUCACGCCGGACACGCCCCUCAGCAUCUCUCAGUCCCGCCCUCUCUUCUGCCCCCGCCUCCCGCCCUUUUUAAGAGCGAACCAAUCAACCACUGUGCUCACGAGGACACGUACCUGAGACAAGGACCUGCCCAGCAGCACCACUGAAACACACACACACGCACACACACACACACACAUGCACAUACACACACACACGCUCACACACACACGCAUGGACAAGCAUGUCCAUAUUGAUGGGAUGAUCUCAUUCAUUAAAUGUCUCGCUUAGUUUCACAUGCACAGAUAAUCCAAAAUAGAGUGUGUGUGAGUGUGUG